GUGACUGGGCGGUCUGUCCCCUCUCUCCGUCUGUCUCAUCCUCCCUCUCCCUCACAGCGAGAUGUUGCCGGUGAUGCCUCCGAGUCUGCCCUGCUGAAAUGUAUCGAGCUCUCCUCCGGUUCAGUGAAAGCGACGAGGGACAAGAACAAGAAAAUUAACGAGAUUCCAUUUAAUUCGACCAACAAGUACCAGCUCUCCAUCCAUGAGACCGAAGACCUGAACGAUAAGCGAUACCUGCUGGUGAUGAAGGGAGCCCCUGAGAGAAUCCUCGACCGCUGCUCAACCAUCAUGUUACAGGGCAAGGAGCAGCCAUUGGACGAGGAGAUGAAGGAGGCGUUCCAGAACGCAUACAUGGAGCUGGGUGGCUUGGGAGAGCGGGUCCUGG
Messenger RNA from Chiloscyllium plagiosum (whitespotted bambooshark), 385 nucleotides. The record is from RefSeq and is a predicted model, not a curated record. Lineage: Eukaryota; Metazoa; Chordata; Chondrichthyes; Orectolobiformes; Hemiscylliidae.